Sarcophilus harrisii (Tasmanian devil) is the source of this 2106-nucleotide messenger RNA. RefSeq names its product transmembrane protein 145. The record is from RefSeq and is a predicted model, not a curated record. Gene Ontology annotation, biological process: response to pheromone; G protein-coupled receptor signaling pathway. The transcript is spliced from 12 exons. The coding region runs from base 496 to 2100 and encodes 534 amino acids. NCBI's taxonomy places the organism in Eukaryota, Metazoa, Chordata, Mammalia, Dasyuromorphia, Dasyuridae.
CUUGGGCUCCCUGUCACCCUCCCCCUAACCUCCAAACUCCCACCUCCCCUGCCCGUGGCCCCUCACCUCUGACCCUCCCCCAAACUAGUACACUGACCCCCCAAUUCUGACCUCUUCCAUCCCCGAGUCCUAACCUCUGACCCUGAACUCUACAUUCCGAACUUUUCUUGCCUCUGACCCCCGACCACUUACCCCCAUGAUCUUUCCCCUUCAUCUCUGACCUUUUUCCUGACACCCCCCCUUCCCAUUCCCUGACCUCUGAACCCGGCCCCUCCUCUUUGGCUCUGUCCCAGACCUGGUGGGUCUCUGACCUGGCCGGGCUUGCCUUUUACCUCUGACCUCUUACCUCUGGUCUUUGCAGAUAGCCCCUGCUCUAUGGGCUCUUUCCCGCCGCCUACUCCAGCUCUCCCUCCGUCCCCAGACAGACAGAGGGGUGGUCCCUAGAGUUCCCCGUCUCCAUGAGCAUGCUGUCCCCCUGCUCUGUCUCAGGCUGCCAUGGAGCCCCGGGGGCUGGACCCCCGACCAGUGCAGCCGGCUGAUCGGGCGGUCCGCAUCCGGCACCGGAGGACCAAGCGGGAGCGAAACCAGGCGAGGGCCGGCAGAGGCCCCGGGGCCAGGGGUCCCCGGGCGCCCCGCGCUCGGCCAAGGUGCUCGCUGGCCCACAGGGACCCGGCCCUGGGCCCCCCCGCACCCCAGCCCGUGGUCAUCACCCAGGGUCGGCUGAGCCGGGCACACCGGGGCUUCCUGAGCAGCGAGGUGAAGUCCCUGAAUGUGGACCGGCUGCUGGGUGGCCUGGCGGAGGAGGUGAGCAGCCCCCCAGCCGGGGAGGCCCCAGAACCCACAGUCGCCGGCACCACCCCGUGCACUUCCUGGGGAGAAGAGCCCAGCCCACUGCCAGCCAAGGGCAAGGAGAAUGAAGCCCCAGGAGAGCCCAGCCCGUGCCCCCCCAGCCCUCGUACCCUGCUGGAGGAGCUUCAAGCGCAGCUGCAUCUUCCUGGGGCCUUCCCCAGGCGCAGCCUGGUCCAGGAGGCCCGAGCAGAGAUCAUGGGGGCGCUGCUGGCCCACUACGGGGAGUUGCCUGACCUCAGCCAGGUCCUUAGGGGCCUCCGGGAAGAGGGAGCAGGGCCAGAGCCUGCAAUCUCAGAGGAGUGGAGGAUGGUGCCCCGGGAUCGAGACCACACUGAUCAGCAGGCCCUGAUGGAGAGCAGGAGGAGGAGGAGGAGGAAGGGGAAAAGGGAACUUGUGUUUACCUUGGGGGCCACCCCGAGCCCACCAUCCACCGAGAAGGACUGGGUAUUCCUCACAAGAUUCUGCUUCCUGUCUGACUAUGGCCGGCUGGACUUCAGGUUCCGAUAUCCCGAGGCCAAGUGCUGUGAGAACAUCCUCCUCUACUUCGAUGACCCUUCCCAGUGGCCUGCAGUGUACAAGGCCCAGGACAAGGACUGCUUGGCCAAAGAGGCAGUGAUUCGGCCCGAGAAUAACCAAGUGAUCAAUCUCACUACCCAGUACCCCUGGUCCGGCUGUCAAGUGGUGUCCGAGGGGGGCGUCCGCUACCUCAGCUGCUCCAGCGGCCGCAGCUUCCGAUCGGUGCGAGAGAGAUGGUGGUACAUCGCCCUCAGCAAGUGCGGGGGAGAUGGGCUGCAGCUGGAGUACGAGAUGGUGCUGACCAAUGGAAAGUCCUUCUGGACCCGACACUUCUCGGCUGAUGAAUUUGGCAUCCUGGAGACAGAUGUGACCUUCCUCCUCAUCUUCACCCUCAUCUUCCUCCUCUCCUGCUACUUUGGUUACUUGCUGAAAGGCCGACAGCUGCUUCACACAACCUACAAGAUGUUCAUGGCAGCGGCAGGAGUGGAAGUCCUCAGCCUCCUGUUUUUCUGCAUAUACUGGGGUCAAUAUGCCAGCAAUGGCAUCGGCAAUGAGAGCUUGAAGAUCGUGGCCAAACUGCUGUUUUCUGUCAGCUUCCUCAUCUUCUUACUGAUGCUGAUCCUGCUGGGAAAAGGCUUCACUGUGACACGGGGCCGGAUCAGCCACUCAGGCUCCGUGAAGCUCUCUGUCUACAUGACACUGUACACACUCACACACGUGGUUCUCCUUAUCUAGGGGCUG